This is a messenger RNA of Sphaerodactylus townsendi, 1178 nucleotides long. It is a transcript of the gene GSTZ1, whose product is annotated as glutathione S-transferase zeta 1. Gene Ontology annotation, molecular function: maleylacetoacetate isomerase activity; glutathione transferase activity. The record is from RefSeq and is a predicted model, not a curated record. NCBI's taxonomy places the organism in Eukaryota, Metazoa, Chordata, Lepidosauria, Squamata, Sphaerodactylidae. The coding region runs from base 290 to 940 and encodes 216 amino acids. The transcript is spliced from 10 exons. Gene Ontology annotation, biological process: L-phenylalanine catabolic process; glutathione metabolic process. Gene Ontology annotation, cellular component: mitochondrion; cytoplasm.
GAAAGCGGGCCACUACUAUCAGUACGCAAAAGUCUCUGUUCAAGACUGGCCCCUGUUAAAAAAAACUCGAAUAGCACAAAGAGGUUGAGCUUUGUUGCCAAAGCUGUGGCACAAAAAUGCUGUUUGGCUAGAGAAGGAGAGACUUAAGGAAGGGAAGAGCGCAAGAUGUGCGCCGCCUUAAUGAAGCUAAAGGGUGGGGCUUAUGCAGCUUCUUUGGCUACAGGAGAAAUUUUUCUCCACUUCCCUCAUCUGAGUUGGGCUUCACUGGAGGAUACUACAUGCAUGCAGUAUGGAAACUUCUAGAAAGCCUGUUCUUUAUAGUUAUUUCAGAAGUUCCUGCUCCUGGAGAGUGCGAAUCGCACUAGCUUUGAAGGGAGUAGCCUAUGAUCAAGCACCAGUUAAUCUUGUGAAGGAUGGAGGGCAGCAGCUGUCAUCUGAAUUCCAGUCCGUGAACCCAAUGCAACAAGUCCCGGCACUCAAAAUUGAUGGUAUCACCCUCUCUCAGUCAUUGGCCAUAAUAGAGUAUCUUGAGGAGACACGGCCAGAUCCUAGGAUCCUGCCUCAGGAUCCAAAGAAAAGAGCCCAAGUCCGGAUGAUCUCUGAUCACAUUGCUUCUGGAAUUCAGCCAUUACAGAACCUGGCCGUCCUACAGCAAAUGGGGGAGAAGAAGAUGGAAUGGGCCCAGCGCUGUAUAUCUCGUGGCUUCAAAGCUUUGGAACAGACCCUGCAGGAAACAGCUGGGCGCUACUGUGUUGGGGAUGAGGUGUCCAUGGCUGACCUGUGCUUGGUCCCUCAGGUGUAUAAUGCAGAAAGAUAUAAAGUGGAUCUUGCUCCAUACCCCACAAUAAGAAGAAUCAACAAAGCUCUUUUGGAGUUAGAGGAAUUCAAAACAAGCCACCCAUCCCGGCAGCCAGAUACUCCACCAGAACUAAAAGCUUAAAAGAUUUCGUUUUACAGUGCCAGGGCUGCUGGCCUCCAUUCCUUUGCUGCUCCCUUCUGUGUGGAAGUCAGCAUAAACUAAAGCUCUGAUGUUUUUCUGCUAGAUUUUGGAAAGUCAAAGGGGAAGAUGUCAUAUUGUACUAGCAUGGUAUGCAAGUAUGCCUACUGUGGAGCAUCUUGUGUAUGUGUCAGCAUGAAGCUGAUAUAAAAGUAAAGAGCUUGUGAAUUUUCUGCAUGAA